This is a messenger RNA of Centruroides sculpturatus (bark scorpion), 1146 nucleotides long. Its product is annotated as carbonic anhydrase 1-like. NCBI's taxonomy places the organism in Eukaryota, Metazoa, Arthropoda, Arachnida, Scorpiones, Buthidae. Gene Ontology annotation, cellular component: cytoplasm. The transcript is spliced from 8 exons. Gene Ontology annotation, molecular function: carbonate dehydratase activity; zinc ion binding. The coding region runs from base 93 to 992 and encodes 299 amino acids. The record is from RefSeq and is a predicted model, not a curated record.
UUUAAAACAUUUUUUCGAUUUCUGGUUCGUAGUUUUAAAGUUCAAACAGCGUUUUGGGUUUGUUAAUUAAUGAUCGUAAUAGCAACUUUUCAAUGGGAUCAGCAAUUAAAAAAGUAGUUGCAAACAGGAAGUUUUUAACUCGUUACCAGAAACUUCUUACAAAUUGGAAAUACGAGGAACCAGGCGAUGUCCGUCCUAAUCACUGGUACAAAACACAUCCAAAUGCAUCUGGCAAUAAACAGUCUCCAGUGGACAUAGUUCCAUCCUUAGCCAUACCAGAUGCAUCGCUCUUCCAAAACCAGAUCAGAUGGAGCUACCAUAAAAAAUAUUCUAAAACGGUAGUCAACAGUGGCCACGGAUGGACAGUUGAAUACGUCAGCACCAAAAACUAUUUUGAAGGCGGUCCAGCUGUUAAUAGAUAUAUUUUGGAUCAGAUACAUUGUCAUUGGGGAAAAAGUAACGAGCGAGGAUCAGAACAUACUAUCAAUGGUUAUCAAAUGGCUGCAGAAAUUCACAUGGUUCAUUGGAAUAGUGAACUGUACAAGGACUGUAGGGAUUCGGCUUGUAACAAGCAAGGACUUCUAGUACUGGCUUCAUUUAUUAAACUAGGACAGCCAAAUGUAGAAUUAGAAAAAAUUGUUAAAAUUUUGGGAAAUAUAACUUUUAAAGGGCAGAGAUGUCCAUUGAGAGAGCAAGUAGAUCCAGCCAAGUUUAUCCCUGAUAAUAUAUCUUAUUGGACAUAUGAAGGAUCAUUAACAACUCCACCCUGCCAUGAAAGUGUCACUUGGAUAGUUUUUAAGAAUCCAAUUGAAGCUAGUGCUGAGCAGAUAAGUAAAUUUAGGAGUCUAAGGUGUCACAGUGAGACGGAGCGUGCCCCACCAGAUUCCAGCGGAGGUUACAUCACUCUGAAUCACCGCCCUCCACAACCUCUAUUUGGCCGCCUGAUUCGCCACGUGAAUUACCGGAAAUCUGAACGAAAUGCAUUUCGCUAACCUGUAAAUAUUCUAAUCAUGGAGAUUAGAGCCAAGGCAAUAGAAUAUUUUCUAGAAAGGACAUCCUUAUUUUAUUUAUUAAAUUUGAGAAAAAAUUUGUUUUAUAUAAAUUCAAAUAGUGAGAAAAAAUAUAUAUUGUAUAUAAGAAAAGAAA